Molecule: messenger RNA, 3730 nt
Organism: Xenopus laevis (African clawed frog)
Lineage: Eukaryota; Metazoa; Chordata; Amphibia; Anura; Pipidae
Gene: itgb8.S
Product: integrin subunit beta 8 S homeolog
Exons: 14
Coding region: 782-3043 (753 amino acids)
Source: RefSeq, a predicted model, not a curated record
GGUGUGACCCUGAGCCCCCCUGUGGCAAUGAAGGGGUUUCUUCAGAACAAGGGAGCCUGUGAGGGCGAGCCAGAGGGAAACAAAGAAGAGUGGGAGACUGCUCCAGUGACAUCACGCUCCACCAAUGUCCCGCCUACGCUCACACAGAAAGCCUUGCGGAUUUAUAGAGUGUGAGGUCCGGGUCUCCUAGCAACAUCCGAACCCGGAGCGGGUCACGAGCAGCAAUCAUUCUGCAUUGAGCGGGACCGUGAUCUUGAACUGGCACGGGCGUAUAUAGGACCUGGCUUAGUGCAUGAGCUCCCCCGCCUGCUGCUGCUGCUGCGAUACACAAGGAAGCCGGGGACAGGUUUCUUUGUUAUCAGUCAGUGGGCAGCGUCACCACUGGUACCUCAGCAAAGAUGUGGCAUGAAGGCGCGGAGCUUUCUUUUUAAGUGGCUUUGAUUGCACUGAGCAUGCGCAGAAGCUGUGCCAUAGAGCUGACUCGCUCGCUUAUAAGCCCACCUGUGCGCUCCGCUACUCUCAGUCUGGAGUCACAUCUCCGGGGUAGGAACUUGUUAUUGUGCCGGCGGGGAAUGGAAUCAGGGCUGGACACGUUCCACUGGCAGCACUUCGGUACCUACUGCACAUGGAGCGCUUGGUGAGGGGCACAUGUGGGUAGCCGCUAUGCAAGUCGGAUCGUCCCGAGAAUAUCUUCACUCUGGAGACAGCAACUGCCAAGGAUCCCAUUCCCAUUGGACACAUUCUGCUUUGCACCCCAAAAACCUGCUUGAGCCGGACUAUAAUGAGCCCAGCAGCGGCUCCUCAUUGUGCUGCUUCCCCCCGGUGUCCUGUGAGAAUCCUGCCGGCCCUCGGGCUCCUCUUCCUCCUACUGGGACUCUGCCAGUCUGUGGAAAACAGGUGUUCCUCCUCUGGUGCAACGACAUGUGGGAAAUGCCUUGCCCUGGGACCAGAAUGCGGAUGGUGUACUCAAGAGGAUUUCAUGGUGGAUUCCACGGAAAAUGAAAGAUGUGACACAGCUCCUAAUUUAAAAUCUAAAGGGUGCAGACAAGAUUCAAUAGAAUAUCCCACAGCCCAUGCUCAGCCUCUGAGUAGCAGGGACAUUAAUAGUCAAGUCACACCAGCAGAGGUUUCUGUACACAUUAGACCAGGAGCAACGGUUAACUUUCUGCUAAAAGUGCACCAUCUAGAGAAGUAUCCAUUGGAUAUCUAUUAUCUGGUCGAUAUAUCCGCUUCAAUGCACAAAAGUAUAGCGAGGCUAAAUUCUGUCGGAUUUGAUCUUUCCCAGAAAAUGGCGAAUUUUUCGGAUGACAUAAAAUAUGGUUUUGGAUCAUUUGUGGAUAAGCCAGUCUCACCCUAUAUAAGUAUUCAUCCACAGAAAAUUAAAAAUCAGUGCAGCGUUGUAGAUCAGGUUUGCAUGCCGCCCCACGGAUACAUUAAUGUGUUGCCCUUAACGUACAAUACAACAAAAUUCAAAAAUAUUGUUGGUAAGCAGAGAAUUGCCGGGAAUAUUGAUACCCCUGAAGGUGCAUUUGAUGCAAUGCUGCAGGCAGCUGUUUGCAAUACAGAUAUUGGCUGGCGCAAAGAAGCAAGGCAUUUGCUCAUUUUGAUGACAGACCAAACCUCUCACUUAGCACUUGAUAGCAAAUUAGCAGGGAUCGUCACUCCUAAUGAUGGUGGUUGCCACCUUAAAGACAACGUUUACAUCAGGUCGUCGGCUAUGGAGCAUCCAUCCUUGGGUCUUCUUGGCGAAAAAUUAACAGAAAACCACAUAAGUGGAGUUUUUGCUGUGCAAGGACCUCAAUUUAAUUGGUAUAAGGAUCUGUUACCAUUAUUACCUGGGACAGCUGCAAGACAGUUGGACCCCUUUGCAUCAAACAUGAAAGACUUGGUGUUUGAUGCCUAUCAGAUGCUUCUAUCAGAAGUGAAAAUUGAAGUGGAUAAUCCUAUUAAAGGGAUUCAUGUUCAUGUUACUGCUAUAUGUCCCGAUGGGACUAGACGUUCGGGGAAAGAAGGAUGUCAAAAUGUUAAAACCAAUGAAAAGGUAUUUUUCAAUGUAACCCUUACAAUGGACACUUGUGAUUUAGGUAAUGGACGUGACUACAUUGUACUUCGACCCCUUGGUUUCAAUGAAACUGCUAUAAUAAAGGUGCACAGAGACUGUACCUGUCAGUGUAACAGUGUAUCACAGGCCAAAGGAAAGUGUGUGACAGAUGAUUCUACAGACUGUCAAACCAUCCCAUGUAAAGAAGAAAUCUGCAGCUCCGCUGAGUUAGACUAUGCGUCUGAAAGCUGCAGGGCUUCCCCAUCUCAGUCAGUCUGCACCGGCCAAGGCGUGUGCUUGUGCGGAAAAUGCUUUUGUCAAAAAACUAAACUGGGAGCAAUAUAUGGAAAAUACUGUGAAAUGGACAACUUUUCUUGCCCAUACCAUCAUGGGAAACUGUGUUCUGGUAAUGGAGAUUGUGAAGAUGGGAAAUGCAGAUGCUUUAAGGGCUGGGAAAGUGACCGCUGCCAUUGUGCUUCCUCACUCAGAAAACACUGUAUGAAUUCUAAAGGCCUCGUGUGCAGCGGCAGAGGGGUGUGCCAGUGUGGGAAAUGCCAGUGCACUGAUGCUAAAAGCUUUGGCCCUUUGUGUCAGUACUGCAUGGAUAACUGGAAUUGUGAACACUUCCGAGGCUCCAUCAAUGUUUCUGAAUCUGAAGGGAAUCUGUAUAAAACUGCAUGUGAUAUGCUGGUUUAUUACAUUGAUCAGACACCAGAAUGCUUCUCAGAUCCUCGGAUCCUCACCAUAUUUUUCAUUAUUUCUAUUGUCACAUUUCUGCUGGGAAUUCUGACUGUGCUUCUAACUAGACAUAUAAUCCUCAACCACCAUAAAGCCAGAGACAGGUCUGCGUCCAGUUACAGGACACCUACACACAAGAAGGAUAAAAGUGUGUUACACAAUGUGUAUACGAGAACAGUGACGUACACCCGUGAAAAACCCGAUGACAUCAAUAUAGACAUCAGUAAAAUGGAAGCGCCUGAAACAUUCAAGUGUAACUUCUGAAGAACUGUGUGUUUACCUAGUAAUGUUUCACUACGUUGGUUCCGGUAUGUCGGCUGCCAGUAUUGUCGCUGGUAUAUUACAACAACAACUAAAACCAACUGUUAUAUUUAAUGACGUAGCUGCUGUAAGGCCUAUGGCACCAGGGCGGAUUUUGGGCAUUCGGCUGACUCCCUUCCCUUUCUGCGUGUGCAAAAUCACCUAUUCUUAUAGUUGAAUGGCGGCAGCAUAGUUACUUGUCAGCUACAUGAAAAUGCUUUAGUGCAAUUGGUCGGGCAGCAGUUUUCUGACUCAAGCAGUUGCCAUUGAUGAGAGGCAGCAGGGGGUUAUCAGCCAUUUUUUUCACGUGGCAAAAAACAUCCAUAAUCUGCCCCGUGUGCCAUAGGCCAAUUCAAUGUGCAUUACUACUGUGUGGUACCACUGAUCAAUUUAGCACUUUAUUUUAUUUGUGCCUUCUCUAUUUUAUAACUGUUUUCUAUAUUUUAAUAAGAUAAAGCAAAACAAAGCACUGGUAACACUUUAGCUAUGAAUUUGUGCACUCAGAAUGUUCCAUUGAAAAUCUUGAACAGACUUAGCCAAAAAAAAAAAUGCACAAUAUUUUUGUAUGCAGAUAUGGGACCUAUUAUGCAGAAUACUCUGGACCUGGGGCUUUCUGGAUAAGGAUCUUUCUGUAAUUUGGAUCUCCAUGCC